CAAAGGUAUUGAAUUUAGCUACUACCACUGAUAUUAACCAUGUGCUAAUUUACUAGAUUCUGUAGGCUACUAUCAACAAAACUAGAUCAGACGAUGUCGAAUGGCCAUGGUCGCCGGAGGAGACAAAGGCGCUGAUCUCCGUAUGGUCAGACGAACAGAAUAUUCUGAAAAUGGAGCAAACGUGUAGAAACAAACAUGUUUACAGGGAAAUUUCGGAGCGGCUAAAUGACCUUGGUGUCAAACGGACGUGGAAGCAGUGCCAAAAUAAGAUGAAGGCCUUGAAGUUUAAAUACAGACAAACACGCAGAGACCCAAGCAGUAGUGACCGAACAAGCUUUCCAUUAUUUUCUGAACUGGACGAAUUUCUCGCCGCCAUGCCUGAUAUGACUGAGUCCAAAGAGACUGGCGACGAGGAAGAUGGUCGUCCUCUUCCUCUGUCGUCUCUGCGUCUUCUGGUUCCUCCACUGCGGCUGGUGUCCGCAGCUCUAUGGCAAGUUGUUCAGCGCAGAGACACAAUGGACUACGGGUUGGUGGAGGAGUUUGUGACCACUGUGUUGGAGAUAACCCCCGAUCUGAUGAGUUACAGAGAGAAAGUCCAACUCAUCAUGGGGCUGCGAGCACAGCUGGUUCUGGAGUUGUGUCGCUCUGAUCAUUCAGCCGACCCGGAGACCAUCCAGCCACACCUGAGCAGGAUGAGGACCUGCAUCAUCACUCAUAGAGAAAAGGAGAUAGAUACAGAGGUCGAGGCAUCAGAGUCAAACUUCUUGGAACUUGUCCAAACUCUUCUAGAUGACCCACUUGAGAGGGAACACUUCUUCCAGGAAGUUUUUCCAGAAGAAUUUGGCCCCGUGUAUGACACGGCACUGCAGACUCUGAUGUGGGAGUUCCUCUCCAGGCUGGAGAAACUGCUCCCAACACCAACAUUUCAACAGACUGCAUCCUGGCUGAGACCUGCCCCCUCUAUGCUGAACGAGUGUGCACAGUCUGUGACUCAACCUCAGCCUUUGAAGACUCUCCUCCAGCACCACAGAUGCCAUGGCCAUUUGUUUGCUAAUGCUCAUUCAUCUUGUGCUGAUGAUCACAUCCUCUCUUCACUGUCUCACAAGUUUCCACCCUCAGAGAGAGCCACAUGUGCACCCAGAAAAGAGAGGGACACUUUGAUAGAGCAAGAUAAUGCAGAGAAGGAGCUGGGGAUGAGUUUGGACAUGGUUAAGAAGGCAGUGGAAAUGACGGAUAGAAGGAACGAAGAAUGGGGAGAGAAGAACUAUGAGGAGAGACUGCAACAUCAGUUGGCUUAUAAUGUUUUACAGGUCGAGAUUGUAGAUGGAGAAGACGUGUCCUCGACGUCAUCGACAACAGCCGACAAUGUCGGACAGACCUGGACCCCAAAGGAAACGGAAGCGCUGAUCUCUGUAUGGUCAAAGAAACAGAUUCUUCAGGAGAUGGAACGAAGUUACAGAAAAAAACAUGUGUACAGCGACAUUUCAAAGCAGAUAAAGGACCUUGGCGUCAAAAGGACUUGGAAGCAGUGUCAAACAAAGAUAAAGGACAUGAAGUUCAGCUACAGACAAACACUAAGGAACCCAAGCAGUAGUGGCCGAGGGACCUGUCCGUUCUUUUCUGAACUGCACACAUUUCUCGCCGCCACACCUGAUGCAACUGAUAUCCAGUUGCCUGAGUCGAAGGAAACCGUCAAGGUUUCAGAUCCAGAAGUCAUGUUCUCAGAUCAGGGUGACGGGCCUUCUGUGGAUGUCAAGUUAGAGAAUCUACACGAGGAAAUGGCUUCCAGAAAAGAGACACACAAGACACUCACCGGAAUGAAAACAGAAGCGAGGAAAGGGGAUGAGGCUGUUCACAGCCCUCAAAGUGACAGCAGGGUGAAAAUCGGAAGAAUAUCCCACCGUUGCGAACAGAUGGUUGAAGACAAGUCAGAUUUGGACCUUCAGCCCGUAGUGAUGUUGACACAACUUGAUGAAACCCUUCUGAUGACAGGUGGUGAUCCUCGUCCUGUUUCCCAUACCACAGGGCAGUCUUCUAAAAGAAGCAAACGUGCCAAAAUAUGCUCCUUUUGUGGGAAGAGUUUUCUUGAAGCAAAAGAUUUGACGACACACAUGAGAACUCACACUGAGCAGAGCCCUCACCAGUGCACCCAGUGUGGCGAAGGCUUUGAAAAUCCGGACGACUUACAAAAACAUUGGCAGAAUGAUUGUGAGGAGAUGAUGAAACAGGAGGUCAAUGAACACCGGCAUGGAAAGGACAGGAUCUCUGGAGAGUCCAGUAAUGCAAGUACUGAUCCAAAAACAUGCCAUCUAUGCCAUGAGACUUUUGAAUUUCAGUAUGUGUUGAAAAAUUGCCUUAUUGUAUUUCACAAAGGCAAAAGCCUUUAUAAGUGUCCUCUGUGUAUGAAGGGUUUUGGGUUCCUCAGUGAUUUGAAGAAAGACCAGAGUAACAAAAGAGGUUGUCCUACAAGUGAAGCCGUCAAAAAAAGGAAGGAGUUGGGGUCAAAUGAAAAUGUUGUCGGACUGAACUCGACCCCCAACAAGUGCCCUGACGUCUUCAAGUGCUCCUUUUGUGAAGAGAUCUUUUCUCGGUGCAUGGACCUGAAGAGCCACUACAGUCGGGCUCAUCAAUUUACGGGACCGUUCCCCUGCCCUUCUUGUCAGACGACUUUUGUUUCGUUAACUGAGCUGCGCUUACAUCAGAGAAAUGAGUCCACUCCUUACCAAUGCUCUUUGUGCCAGCGAUCAUUCUUAUCACUCGAUAAGCUGACAGUUCAUGAGAGAAUUCACACAGGGGAGAAACCGUACCUCUGUGCUGAGUGUGGAAAAGGUUUCAGGGAUGCAAAAACCCUGGAAGAACACUCUAAGAUUCAUAUUGAGGGAGAACUCCACACCUGCUCCCAUUGUGGGAAAAGUUUCAAGCGAAAAGAGCUAUUGAAACAGCACAUGUUAAAUCACAAAGAUGCCGCUUUCAUCUGCCCAGACUGUGGGAAGAAGUUUUUUCGGUUGGUAUGGUUAAGAAGGCAUAUGUUAAUCCACACUGGCGAGAGACCGUUCCUCUGUGAUCUCUGCGGGAAGGGUUUCAAAUCUACAGUUGAAUUGAGGUUGCACACCCGGACACACACUGGAGAACGGCCGUUCAAGUGUCCAGAAUGUGGAAGAAGUUUUAAGCAGAAGUGUCAUCUGCAGAUACAUCGGCGGACACACACAGGGGAGCGGCCGUAUCCGUGCACCGUGUGCGAUAAACGCUUUUAUGUCAGCAAAGAUAGAAAACGACAUAUGCUCAUCCAUACUGGAGAGAAGCCGUUCAAAUGUCAAGUAUGUGGCAUGGCUUUCAACCGUAAAGGGCAUUUGAGGGUACACCAACAAACCAAGAGGUGUUCAUAUAGGCACACAAGUCCCCUGCAUAGCACAUCAUUAUAAUAAGUGGUUUCCUGACUGACAGAACUGGACCUGAUUCUUUAAGCCACAUUUUAAGAUGUGCGUCCCAUCAAGUAAUAAUAUGAAGCUAAGAAAAAGUAUUAGUUUACAAAGUGACAACAAUAUAAACCACGGAGUACUAGCCUAUGUUAGUUUUUUGUUACAAUGAUGGUUUUUGUAAAAAACUUCAAGGACGUGUUAUGUAUGUGACUGUUAUUAAAUUGUUUUUUAAAGGCA
This is a messenger RNA of Salvelinus namaycush (lake trout), 3656 nucleotides long. Its product is annotated as zinc finger and SCAN domain-containing protein 20-like. The transcript is spliced from 8 exons. NCBI's taxonomy places the organism in Eukaryota, Metazoa, Chordata, Actinopteri, Salmoniformes, Salmonidae. The record is from RefSeq and is a predicted model, not a curated record. The coding region runs from base 171 to 3422 and encodes 1083 amino acids.